Molecule: messenger RNA, 3950 nt
Organism: Marmota monax (woodchuck)
Lineage: Eukaryota; Metazoa; Chordata; Mammalia; Rodentia; Sciuridae
Product: leucine-rich repeat and IQ domain-containing protein 3
Exons: 3
Coding region: 160-789 (209 amino acids)
Molecular function (GO): protein binding
Source: RefSeq, a predicted model, not a curated record
UCGUCUCCACCCGGAAGGCGUUGAUGGGCUGAGCUGGAUCUUUGCCGGUUUCCUUAGCAACGGUCUCUGUAGCAGAUGGCCGGCUAGCAAUUUGUUGGACUGUGCAGGAUCUGGGCCACUUUUCCCCAGCUCAUAAGUUCUUACGGCCCAGUUGACCCGAUGUUUCAUGGAACAAUCACAAAAGAGCUAACCAGUCAUGAAGAAUGGAGUCACUAUAAUGAAAAUAUAAUCGAAGAUCAAAAAGAUUUUGUUUUUGUGAAGUUCAGUGGACUUUAUUUAAAAUCUAUGGAAUAUUUGCAAUCUUAUAUCUCUCUUAAAGUAUGCGUUUUCUCAAAUAAUUUUAUUACAGAUAUUCAUCCACUUCAAAAUUGUAUAAAAUUAAUGAAACUUGACCUUCAUGGAAAUCAGAUCAAGAAUCUACCAGAUACGAAAUUUUGGAGUGGAUUAAAGUACCUAAAACUCCUCUAUCUUCAUGACAAUGCCUUUGCAAAGUUAAAGAAUUUAUGUGUAUUGUCUGCCUGUCCAAGCCUCAUUGCUCUCACUCUGUUUGAUUGUCCGGUAAGCCUUAAGAAAGGAUAUAGACAUGUUCUUGUUAACAGUAUAUGGCCUCUCAAAGCACUGGAUCAUCAUGUGAUUUCUGAUGAAGAAAUAAUUCAGAAUUGGCAACUUCCUGAAAGAUUCAAAGCAUAUAACCAGCGACUUUUCCUCAAUUUUUGCGCUGCUUUGAAAAAGGUAAUUGGCUUCAUUAGGAUUUCAUUAGAAAUGAUUUUUUAUUUUUUAAAGAAGUAGAAUUUUAGCUUCUAAAUUCUACACUUGAAUUUUAUAAACGUUUUAGUAGUUUUAUCAUUUUUAUAUAAUAAAUCAAUGAAUGUAUUAGUAAUGGCUUUCUAUCUGAGCAUUCAUAAAGACUCAUAUGCUUCGUGUAUGAAGACAUUGAUCCUAAAAUCAUGGAGUUGUAGAAAAAUAUAUUUUUGCUUUUUAAUUGAAAAUAGAGCUCUGAUUCAUUUUUGUUUGGUAUAUAAAUGACUCCUUUGAGAAAUAUUUGGUAUUUUUAGAAUGCUAUAAAGUACAAUUUAAAUUAUUUUUGGAAAAGCAAAAAUAUUCAUUCUUAAACAAUUAAUUUUGUGACAUUAGCAUAAUCAAACCAUCAUUAUAUGUUGAUUUGUAAAAUAUUGAAGAAAUGAUUAGAAAAACUUGAUUCCUAGAAUCUUUAUGAUGCUGGAUAUACAAAAAAUAAAAUGUUCUUCAUAGAAUAUCAAUGUUAGAGCAAAUAAAUAAAAGUUCAAAAGAAGGGAUUAACUCUGCAGCUAUUAGAAAAAAAUCUGAAAUACAGUAAGUAAACAAGUAUGUUGCAAAGCAGUGUUUAAUUCUGAUGUUCAUAUAUAUAGUCAUGCAUCAUUUAACAAUGGGAGUAUGUUUUGAGUAAUGUUACAAUGCCUAUAUGUUAUUAGACAAUUUUGUUAUUGUCUAAACAUCAUAGGUGUACUUCUGUGAACUAAGAUAGCUAUGACAUCAUUAAGUGAUAUAAUCUUAUGAUACCAUGACUGCAUAUGUAGUCUGUCAUUCAUGAAAUGUCAUUAUGUGGUACAUGAUUGAAUAUGCACAGACAUUUUGAGGAAGAAUAGAAAAUUAUUUUGAACAAUGAUUAAAAGUAAAAAGGUAUGUAUAAAUAUUAAACAGUAAUUAUGUAUAAGUAGAUACAAUUCUUUAAAAAUUAUGAAUAUAGUAAUGAUUUUGUAAUAUUAGUUUUAAAAACUGGGUUUUUCAUAAUAAUUUUCUUAGUCUUUUAUUUUUUUUUUUUGGUACUGGGGAUUGAACUCAGGGGCACUCAACCACUGACCCACCUCCCUAGCCCUAUUUUGUAUUUUAUGUACUAAGCAUCACUGAGAUGCUUAGUGCCUUACUGUUGCUGAGGCUGGCUUUGAACUCUCAAAUCUCCUAUUUCAGCUUCUCAAGCUGCUGGGAUUACAGGUGUGCAACACCCCAACUGUCAUAAUAAUUUUGUAAUAAUGAUUAAAAAUAUUUAAAAAAAUGAGGGAGUAUUUAAGUUUGGUAUAUUAAUCUGGACUCUUAAGGAAGAAUUUUAUUUAGGUAUUUCAUUUCUGAUAUAAUCAAAGAUAGAACCAUACACGACCCUAUUAAAGACAAUCAAAAUAAAUAAGGACCACGUGACAUUUAAGGAAGUGAUGAAAAGUUUGGUAAGUUGGAUAAAAUACAGAAGAGUUUAGAUUUCUUAGUGAAUAUAAUGAAGAUCAAUUGAAGUUAUUUGAGUAAGAAAAUAGAAUGGUUCUCUCAUUGUAUGUGCUCAUAAACCAAUGAUAUUACCAAAGUUAAAAGGCAAUUAUUCAAUAUUUUGGUAGCAGAUUAAAGAAGAUGAGGGUAAAAAACAAAUGACAGCAGGGAGAUUAGUUAUUCUGACAGGAAGGGAUGUUACAGGGUUUAUAGAGCAGACUACAAUGUCAACAAAAAUAAUAUAAAAGUAAAGGACAGAUGCUUUCAUAAAUGAUAUCACAAUUUGAUGAGAUAUUUUUAAUAAAUUGAUGUGGGAGGAGAAGAAGAAGAAGAAAUAAGGAAAUAUACCUCUAAAAUUUUGAAACUUUAUAACUGGGACAAAAAAUAAUUUAGUGGAUUGGACAGCAUUUUCAAAGUUAUAGUAGAAAGAUGAAUUUGUUCUAGGUUUUUUUUUUUGUGUGUGUGUGUGUGUGUGAAGGUAUAUAUACUAAGUAUUAGAAAAAACAAAGAACUAAAAUUUAGAAAUAGUGUUCUGCGCUUGGUGUAAGUCCAGAGGUGUCAGUCCAGUAGUCAUUUGCUUGAAGGCAAAGUUGAAACCAAGCUCUUUCAGGAAAAUAUAGGGAUCAAUGAAGACUGAGAACUAAGAGCAAGCCCUCAGGCUCAAUUUGUGUAUAGAAAGCAGAGAAACCAAUGAGAAUAAAAGGGAGUAAAAGGAGAGAUAUGGGCAUUAUUAUCACUUAAGCCAAGGGGAAAAAAGUGGAUAAAAACUGAAGAAAGUUUCUAAAGGGUCAAAGAAAUUUAGCACUGAAAGAAAUGUAUGUUGAUGGUGAAGAAUUUUUUUUUAAUCAUUGGAAUUUCAGUAGUUUUCAGAUGCAAGUAUGAAAUUGUAAUGAGUAACUGAUUGCCAAUUAUAAAAUAUUUUCUCUAAAAAUUUUGGGCAAAGGAAAUAUAAAGCCUUAAUUGCAGGAAAUAGAAUAAAUAGAAGAUAUUUUUUAAAAAUGAGGUGAUACUAAGUUCAACUUAUAUUUAAUCUGCUGAAAAUAUUUUAAGAAGAUAAAGAGUGAAAAUUUUAUAAUGAGGGGAAAAAUGAAGAAAACCACUACUAAAAACGUAUGAAUGCAAAACAACACAUACACAACAAACCUUAAAGUGCUGUCAGAAUUUUUUUUGAGUUAUAGAGAUUUAAAAAACUAUUUUAAUAACAUUUUGUUACUUUAUGAAUCAGUUUGUUGAUUCUGCUGUAAGCAAUGUUCUUUUGGUUAUUCUUUGAUAAUUGAAAAAUUUAUAGCACUAUUCAUAAAUUUUGAGAAGGAACAAAUGUAAAUCUAUUAGGAUAGAUAUUUAUUCAGCAAUAUUUUAAAUAUAAUAUUUCAUUGUACUUAUUAAUGAACACAGAAUAUUAUGAAAACUGAAAAUAAUCAUCCUAUAAGUGUUCACAUAAUGAUUUCUCUAAGAAUUACCACUCUUUUUUUUUAGUAAAUCAUGGAUGUAGAAAUUCAAGAAGAAUGUUUAUUUUGAAAGAAACCAAUUGAAUAAUGUAAUUAUUGCUUAUACCUUAUAGAACAUUAAAAACUAUUGAGAAGGGUCUUGUUUAUCCCUAAUUGUGAGGUAAAAUGAUUUCUUGUCCUUUUUUUGUGGGUAUAGUUGGAUAAUACUUUUGUUUUAAAGAUAAGAAUAUAGAUGAUUAUAUGAAAUAAAAGUAAUUUUAGAAAUUUAAA